Coffea arabica (coffee) is the source of this 2290-nucleotide messenger RNA. RefSeq names its product glucose-6-phosphate 1-dehydrogenase, cytoplasmic isoform. The record is from RefSeq and is a predicted model, not a curated record. Gene Ontology annotation, molecular function: NADP binding; glucose-6-phosphate dehydrogenase activity. NCBI's taxonomy places the organism in Eukaryota, Viridiplantae, Streptophyta, Magnoliopsida, Gentianales, Rubiaceae. Gene Ontology annotation, cellular component: cytosol. Gene Ontology annotation, biological process: pentose-phosphate shunt, oxidative branch; glucose metabolic process.
ACAGAAUUUCGCCUCAGCAGACACCGCUGACACUAGCUCUUAUUCAACUACAAAGCACCUUCAAAAGUCUUCCGGUUACCCCAAUCCAAAAGGCCAUGACUGCUGUUACUACUUGCUAGUCCAAUAUCCAUCACCACCCCCCUCCCCCCGGGCCCCCCUCCCGGACUUGCAAUUCUCGGAUUCAAUCCGCACAAUUUCUGCUCUUGUUCGGUUGUAUCAAACCCGAAAACAGAAGGGGAGCGAAAGGAAAAAGAAAAAAAAAGGUCUUUACCUGCCAACUACCAUCCUCGACUAAUUUUGUACGGCAAUCCAGGCCCCAUUUUUUCUUUUUCUGCUAUAACUACUUUCCCCGUUACUGAUAAGUGGAACUGAGCAUACUUGAAAUUGUUAAGAGGUGAGCUAUUUUGGUUCCCCACCUGCUUCUGGAGAUCUGAAAAUGGCAUCAGCUGCUUGGAGCAUUGAAAAAGAGCUUCUUUUAAGACCGAGUCCCCCGUAGGAGACGAUGAUAAUGUGCCUGAUACUGGCUGCCUCUCCAUUAUUGUUCUUGGUGCUUCUGGUGAUCUUGCCAAGAAGAAGACUUUCCCUGCACUUUUCAACCUUUAUCGUCAGGGAUUCUUGCCUCCAGAUGAAGUUCACAUUUUUGGAUAUGCAAGGACCAAGCUUUCAGAUGAUGACUUGAGAGAUCGUAUCCGUGGGUACCUGUCCCAUGGCAAAGAUAAUGGUGAAGAAUUAUCAAAAUUUUUGCAAUUGAUCAAAUAUGUAAGUGGAGCCUAUGAUGCUGAGGAGGGUUUCCGAGCAUUGGAUAAGACAAUAUUUGAGCAUGAAGUGUCAACAAAAAGUACAGAAGGAUCUGCUCGAAGACUCUUUUACCUUGCUCUUCCUCCAUCUGUGUAUCCUCCUGUCUGCAAAAUGAUCAAGCUUUAUUGUACAAAUAAAUCUGAUCUUGGUGGCUGGACUCGCAUUGUUGUUGAGAAGCCCUUUGGCAAGGAUUUGGCUUCAGCUGAGCAACUCAGUUCCCAGAUUGGUGAAUUAUUUGAUGAGCCCCAAAUUUAUCGUAUUGAUCAUUAUUUGGGAAAGGAAUUGGUACAGAACUUGUUGGUACUCCGUUUUGCUAAUCGCUUCUUUUUGCCACUCUGGAAUCGUGACAACAUUGAUAACGUGCAGAUUGUGUUCAGAGAGGAUUUUGGAACUGAAGGUCGAGGUGGAUACUUCGAUGAAUAUGGAAUUAUCCGUGACAUUAUUCAGAAUCACCUCUUGCAGGUUUUCUGCCUCAUUGCCAUGGAGAAGCCAAUUUCAAUUAGGCCUGAACACAUCCGAGAUGAGAAGGUUAAGGUUCUCCAAUCAGUGCAACCAAUUAAAGAAGAGGAGGUCGUUCUUGGACAAUAUGAGGGCUAUACUGCUGAUCCCACAGUUCCAGACAACUCCAAUACUCCUACUUUUGCAACUGUGAUUUUACGGAUCCACAAUGAGCGAUGGGAAGGUGUGCCAUUUAUACUGAAGGCUGGAAAAGCUCUAAAUUCAAGAAAGGCAGAAGUCCGUGUGCAAUUUAAGGAUGUACCCGGUGAUAUUUUCAGAUGUCAAAAGCAAGGGAGAAAUGAAUUUGUAAUACGUCUGCAACCUUCAGAGGCUAUUUAUAUGAAGCUAACGGUCAAGCAACCUGGGCUGGAAAUGUCAACUGUUCAAAGCGAAUUGGACUUGUCAUAUAGGCAGCGAUAUUCUGGGGUUACCAUUCCAGAGGCUUAUGAACGUCUAAUUCUUGACACGAUAAGAGGCGACCAGCAGCAUUUUGUCCGCAGAGACGAGUUGAAGGAAGCUUGGGAAAUAUUCACCCCUCUUCUGCACAGAAUAGAUAGGGGAGAGAUGAAGACUGCCUUGUAUAAGCCCGGCAGCAGAGGUCCAACAGAAGCUGAUGAAUUGUUACAGCGAGCCGGUUAUGUGCAAACACAUGGCUAUAUAUGGAUCCCUCCCACGCUCUAGAGUUGCUGGGAUUCCGUUCCGUGCUAAUAGCAUCCUACUUGCCGAGUAGAUGCGGUGUUGUAAUGGUUCCAUGUACAAUAUUACCUACUCUGGUAUGCUGCCAUCCCUGGUGUGCCCCCAUAGCAGCGUGCUGAUAAAAUGCGGAUGCACUCGCCGUUCAGAUGCUUUUUUUUUUUUUUUCACUAUUUUGAGGCAUGAUUUGUAACAUGUGGUAUAUCGCUACUGCAAUGUUGUAAUAAGGUUUUUUUGAACGCAAUAAUACCGAAAUAAUAAUUGCUUCUUGCGCAUCAAACACAGAACAGCCACUCGAAAU